Molecule: messenger RNA, 3270 nt
Organism: Xenia sp. Carnegie-2017
Lineage: Eukaryota; Metazoa; Cnidaria; Anthozoa; Malacalcyonacea; Xeniidae
Product: protein HIRA-like
Exons: 31
Coding region: 183-3056 (957 amino acids)
Biological process (GO): DNA-templated transcription; chromatin remodeling; regulation of DNA-templated transcription
Cellular component (GO): HIR complex; nucleus
Molecular function (GO): protein binding; nucleosome binding
Source: RefSeq, a predicted model, not a curated record
AAAAUUCAAAUUCUAAACAUUUUACAUUCAUAGUAAUGUGUCUAACAUUUACAAUUUAUGUGUACUUUUCCCGCCAAUUUGCUCAAUCUUUUCGUUGUUGUGUGGAAAACUUAGACUUCCACUGACUAUGCGUUGUUUUGAAAAUAUUCCCCAAAGAAUAUUAUUUGAAAUUCGACAAGAAAAUGCGACUUCUAAAACCGGCAUGGGUAUCACACGAAGGCAAGCCAAUAUACUCAGUUGACAUUCAUCCUGAUGGCUCAAGAUUUGUUACUGGUGGACAAGGAGAUGAUGCUGGAAAGGUUGUUAUAUGGAACAUGGCUCCUGUUCGGUCCGAGGCUGACGAAAACAAUAAAGAAAUACCAAAAUUACUUUGCCAAAUGGAUAAUCACCUAGCUUGUGUAAAUAGUGUGAGAUGGUCAUGGAAUGGAACAUAUUUGGCAUCUGGUGGUGAUGAUAAACUCAUAAUGAUUUGGCAAACUGGAAGAUAUUUAGGUAUUUCAUCAAGUUUUGGUGAUAAAAAUGUAAAUGUAGAACAAUGGAGAUGUGUUCAUAUUCUUCGUGGUCAUUCUGGGGAUGUUCUUGAUGUAUGUUGGUCACCAGAUGAUUCCAUGUUAGCGUCAUCCAGUGUUGAUAACAAUGUCUAUGUAUGGAAUGCCAAGAAAUUCCCAGAAAUCGCGACGGUGCUAAAGCAACAUACGGGGAUGGUAAAAGGGGUUACAUGGGAUCCCAUAGGGAAAUAUAUGGCAUCACAAUCAGAUGACAGACAUUUGAACGUUUGGAGAACAUCUGAUUGGCAGUUAGAGGCACAAAUAACCGAGCCAUUUGAAGAGUGCAGCGGAACUACUCAUGUUUUAAGGUUAGGAUGGUCCCCGGAUGGUCAUUAUGUCGUUUCAGCGCAUGCAAUGAAUAAUCGCGGACCUGUAGCUAAAAUUGUCGAGCGUGAUGGAUGGAAAUGUCGGAUGGAUUUUGCCGGACAUCGUAAAGCUGUAACUGUUGUGCGUUGGAAUCCUCGUCUAUUUACAAGAGCUUCCAAUAAGGAUGCCACCAAGCUCAAACAAUUUUGCUGUUGCGCCAUCGGCAGUCGUGACAGAUCUGUAUCUAUAUGGAUGACGACACUUAAAAGACCCAUGGUGGUAAUACAUGAUUUGUUUGAUCAUUCUGUCAUGGAUAUUUCUUGGAGUUACUCUGGCUAUGAAAUGCUUGUCUGCUCAUCGGAUGGCAGUGUAGCGUUCUUUCAGUUUGAAAAAAACGAAAUGGGUGAUCCUAUGUCUGUCGAGGAAAAGGAACAACUUCACAGAAAGAUCUAUGGUACAUCAAUAUCUACUGUGAACCGCAACGUUGCAACGUCAAUCAUAGAAAAUCCUGAAAUGUUAAAGAUACAACAACAACAUCAGAUGAAGAAAGCAUUGGAACAAAAAUCCGCUGAGAAACCCCCUCCUCCACCUCUUGUACGAAAGGAUGCUGUCAUUGAUACAACGGAUAACGUAAAUUGCGAACACUCUGUUGAUGUUGGAACCGUUCGAAAUGAACCAAACAAAUUGGACGUCCUUAAACAACAAGUUGAGACCAGAACUAAAGACGGACGUCGUAGAAUCACACCUUUGUUUGUUGCAGCACAAGUUGAUAUUGGGGGCCCACCAGUACCUUUUGGAAGUUCGCCCUUGAAACCUGUCGCUUCUGGACAGUCUCUGCAAACGUUUGACAGCAGAACUGUUGAAACAAAUGCGACGACAGGAUUUAAUAUGUCUCCUGUAAACAAAUCAAACAAUACGGCAACUCUUUCUAAAGUGACGUCACUUUCGUCCCCAGGACGACCGAGUCAGUCCAGUCAAGCUUCUAGUCAGUCAACGACUAAAGGCGAGUCGACGACAUCAAGUCCUGCUACAGUGUCUGUGAAGCGUAAAUUGGAAAGCUCUUCGUCACAGUCAAAACGAUCUAAAAAAGAAAAGGAUACAGCACUCAAGACUGCUGUUUCAUCUUCAUCUUCAUCAAAACAGAAAGCAGACGACAAAUUGGAACGAAGUGAUGGUGACGUACCUUUGUAUUUGUCUCAAUCAAUUUCUCUACCUUACCCUUCACCUCAAAAGAUUUUAUCACUAAAGAUUGCUGGGGGAACCGCUGGCAGUUCAAUCACGCUCCUUUUAGAAAAUAAUGUAAACGAAACAGGUGCGAGUCUUAAUGUACUCAAGUGUAGUCAAAUGUCAAAACUAGUUUGGGAAACCUGUAUUACCAGUCCUGGGAUUGCUUUGGCUGGAAACAGAUGCAUAUCUUGUGUAGCUUGUAAAAACAAAACACUCAGUAUUUUUUCUUCUUCUGGUCGAAGGCUUCUUCCGAGCCUUGCAUUAGAUUCUUCAGUCUCCAUAUUGCAAUGUAAUGGUUACUUUGUCAUGGUUGUGACGUCACGGGGUGGUGUUUAUGUUUGGGAUGUUCAAAAGAGAACUGUUAUAGUAAAGAAUGAGUCUGUUGUGCCGAUUUUAAAAGACUCCGAUGUUACAAUAUCUCGAGUGACAAUAUCAGAGAAAGGAUUUCCUGUAAUCUCGCUUUCAACUGAAGCGUCAUUCACAUUUGAUGUCGAUUUAGGAACAUGGGUUCUAUUAUCGAGUCCAGAAGAUCCUUUACAAGUGAAUUCUGAUUUUAAGGCUUGCUAUAAUGCACACGAAUUAAGCAAGGCACACGGACUUUUAGCGAAUUUACAAGGUCAAAAUACAAGAUUUAAUCGUCCAGUCGGACGUCUUUUACGUUCUAUAUCCACGAGACCACAAUCGAUUACGGUAUCUUAUUUAGAGAAUCAAGUGUCAUCGUCUUUCACGCUUGGUUCGGAAAAAGAAUACUACUUUUGGUUCAUUACAUAUGUUCGUUAUCUUGUUCAGGAAGGUAUUGAAGGUAGACUCCGUGAAAUAUGUAACCAAUUAUUGGGACCAAGUUUCAGAUCCUUGUCUUGGAAACCAUACAUUUUGGGUUUCCAAAAGCGAGAGCUCUUGAGAGAGAUUCUUCAAAUAAUCGGAACAAAUAUGCAUCUACAAAGACUGUUUACUGAAUACAAAGAACAAUUAUGAAUGGGGCAUGUGAAUUUAAUUAUGAUUCAACUUGAGAUACUCAAGAAAAUAUAAAUAUGUACAGUCGAUUCAAUACAUGGAAUAAACGCACCAUAAAACUGUGCUUUUGAUCACUAUUUCUAAACAUGCUAAAGUUGUACAAUUACCAGGAUGUAUACAUUUUUUUCUUAAUUUCAAAAAAAAUAAAACUUUUAUUUGUCAAUUUGACAUUAAA